AUGGAUGAAUCUUCUACGACCUUGUUGAUUGAGCAAUUCAAAGCAGUCACGGAUAUUUCUUCCGAUGAUAAUGAUGAAGAUAUUUCCAACUUGCUUCGUGUUCAUGACUAUAACAUGAAUAAUGCCAUUUCAACAUAUUUUGAUUCCGGCUUUACAAGUGUUUCCGGGUCCAACAGGAAUGAAGUACGUGAUUCCAGAGAAUAUUCUGAUACUUCUGUUUCAGUGAAUGAAUAUUCUCCAGCAGUUGAUGCUGACGUGAUUUUGCCAUCCACCAGUGGAAUUGCCUCAGGAGCUUCUUUCCAUGAUAUUGAAGAUAAUACGUCAAGACAACGUCGACCAUCUUUUCAAACCGUCAAUUUACAACAUCAGUUGUACUAUGAUUCGUUUAUGCCCAAACUUCCAAAAGCACCCAAGCUUUCCAAUCAUUGGCAAUUGGGCUUAUCAUUGUACAAUUCCCGGAAACAGGCAGAACAAUUACUGGAAAAGAGUCAAGAGAAAGAAGGAGAAGAAGAUGUCGAUGCUAAGCUGUUAGAGGUUGAAACUAUUAAUAGUACUCCUUCCGAAUCCAAUGAUAUAAAUGGUGGUGUUCGCAAAUCACGUCCACUUUGGUUAUUAUUUUUAAUUAUACCCCAAGGAUUCAUUAAUGCACUUGUAUCUAUUGCCCAAUUUUUUUUAUCACCAUUCUUUUCAUCUUCUUUACCUUUGAAAAGACAUCGCAUUAUUCCCAAACUGUUCAAUUAUGAUCAUUUACAAAUGGAUUUUAUACCCAAACUUUCACCCUCUAUAAAGGAAUUAGCUAAAACAAAUUUGCACAUUGUGGAUAAACAUUUUAAUGAGACUUUUGACAAAGCUAUGAAGGAGUACAAAUGGCUUUUGGUUAUCCUUCUGACUCCAGAUGAUGAGAAUCCAGAGGAAGAAUUGGAAACAUCGUUUAUUGAUAAAUUUCUUUUGAAUUCUAGAGUUCAAACGGUUUUUAGUAAGGAAAAUUCAUCUAUUUUCAUUGGAAGUGUUAACGGGUCACCUGAAUGUCUUGAAUUGGCUCAAACGUAUCAAGUGAAAAGACUUCCAUAUGUCAUGCUUGUUGCUAAUAUCAACAAUAUUCCUUCUAUUGUUUACAAGUGUAAUUUGGCACCUAUAUUUGUUACUCCUGGUGCUCUACCAACAACUAUUGAUAAGAUUAUACGAAAUAUCCUGAAACAAGUUGAAAUUUAUACUCCACAAUUAAUAAGUGAUAAAUUUGAGUCUCAAGAAAUGGAGCAAAGUCGUCAAAUCCGUCAAUCUCAAGACGAUGCUUAUUUGCAAUCUCUUGAACGUGAUAGACAACGUAAACUUGAAAGAGAGAAUUCCCAAUGGUUAAAAUCUCUCAAAACUUCAUUCCUUAAAUAUCAUAUUUGCCUCGGUGAAGAAGAAGAAUAUGAAGAUACUCCAAUACGAUGUGCUAUUAAAUUGCCUAAUGGGAAAAGACUUUUAUCAAGAUUCUCACCGCUGUUAACAAUCACACAGCUUUAUUUUCAUAUUGAGAAACACCUUUACAUUGCACAAUUACUUGAAGACGGAGACUUUGAAUCAGAAGCAGAAAUCCAUGAAAAGUUAGCUUUGGAAAACCUUCAACCACCCUCUCAUAAAGAUGGCUCUGAAUUCACAUUGGAAGAUUACCAGACAAAAUUUCCAUGGAAUUUCGAAGUGGUCCAGCCAUAUCCUAAAGUUGUGAUAGCUUCAUCAAAGAAGAAGCUUAGCGAGGUUAAAGAACUUAAGAGCGGAGCAAAUCUAUUGGUUGAGUAUACUGAUGAUGAUACCGAUGACGUUGAUAAUGAAGAGAGCAAUGAAUGA
Lizanozyma spartinae is the source of this 1830-nucleotide messenger RNA. RefSeq lists its product as uncharacterized. The record is from RefSeq and is a predicted model, not a curated record. Gene Ontology annotation, molecular function: ubiquitin binding. Lineage: Eukaryota; Fungi; Ascomycota; Pichiomycetes; Serinales; Debaryomycetaceae. Gene Ontology annotation, cellular component: endoplasmic reticulum. Bases 1 to 1830 code for a protein of 609 amino acids. The transcript has a single exon.